This is a messenger RNA of Colletotrichum chrysophilum, 693 nucleotides long. RefSeq lists its product as uncharacterized. The record is from RefSeq and is a predicted model, not a curated record. Lineage: Eukaryota; Fungi; Ascomycota; Sordariomycetes; Glomerellales; Glomerellaceae. The transcript has 2 exons. Bases 1 to 693 code for a protein of 230 amino acids.
AUGAAGCUUAUUUCAACUCUUGUUGUUCUGGCCAGCGCUGGCGCUGUUGUUGCUCCUAGAAACCUGGAGGCGACCAAGGCGAACCCUCGCUUUGUUCGAGCUGAAGGGACCUGGCACCUGCAGCCGAAGCGAUCGGACAUCGUCACAGAUGACGUUGACGACGACUUGGCCCAGAAGCGGGACCUUGAGGCAACCAAGACAAACCCUCGAGCCAAGAGGGCAGACGGCACCUUCAACUUGGUGCCCCGACAAUCAGAGACGAAGCUGGCCGACAAGCGGAACGUGGAGGCAACAAAGACCAACCCUAGGGCUAAGAGGGCUGACGGCACCUUCAACCUGGUACCUCGACAGUCGGAGACGAAGCUCGCGGACAAGCGAGAUGUCGAGGCGACGAAGACCAACCCCCGUGUUAGACGAGCUGACGGUACAUUCAACCUGGUACCUCGACAAUCAGAGACGAAGCUCGCAGACAAGAGGGGCAUGGAGGCAACCAAGACCAACCCCCGACAGAAACGCGCGGACGGGACGUUCAACCUUGUGCCUCGCCAAUCAGAGACGAAGCUUGCAGACAAGCGGGACGUGGAGGAACGGGCUGAGAUAAAGCCCAGCAAGACCAACCCUCGCAUCAAGAGAGCCGACGGCACGUGGAACCUUGUGCCUAGGCAGUCGAUUACGAAGCAGGCCCAGCCUUAG